AUGAAAUCUACACUGAUUGAGCCUGGUUCUAUGGCUCAAAACAUACAAAGCACUUUAGCUAAGACCUAUCCAAAUAGAGUCUUUGAUCUUGAACAAAACUCUGCUGAAAAGGAUUUGAUAAUUGGAAAGCAGGAUAUUCGAAUAAGCAAUCUUGAGAAAGAGAACUCCGAUAAAGAUUCAAAGAUCUCAGAGCUUCAAGUGAAUCUUGGUGGUUUAACUGAUGUAUUCUUUGAUCUGAAACAACUCCUAUUUCAGAAGUCUGGUGAUGAAUUUCAACCCUUGAGUGUUGAAGGAGAAAAGAUCACUUCUUCUAGUUCAGGUCCCUCCGAUCCAACUUCGCAAUCUUCAAAUGAAAUAACUGCAAGAACUACUCUAGAUGCUAACCUUGAUUCAUUCUUAUCUUCUGCUUCUCUUUCUUCUCAAGAAAGAAGAGAGAGAAGCAAAUUAAGGGAAACUGGGAUGAUGUUCACAGAAAAAUAUGGUGAUCGUUCUGGCAUCUUCAUGUGGGGGAUACGAUGCUGA
Messenger RNA from Lactuca saligna, 522 nucleotides. Lineage: Eukaryota; Viridiplantae; Streptophyta; Magnoliopsida; Asterales; Asteraceae. The record is from the annotation of a GenBank genome assembly.